GUGCUUGAUCUAUCAUUAGGACUGGUAUAUACUACUCAUGAUACGGCAAAUAACUCCUUAAGGAACGGAAGGGAGUUGUAUAUGUGAAUCAAGUCUGUUUUAUUUACCAUGGCUAACUUGCGACAUGCUGCGCGAAGCUUGUUUCGGUCUAACAAUGGCGGUCGCGUUGCGCCAGAGUGGAUUGGAUUGCAGUUGUUCAGUCGGUCAGUUUUAUAUUCUCCUUCCAUUCUCGCCACUCGAUAACGACAUUGAUACCCCACUAUUGGGACUACUGUCUCCUUUUUUGACACUCGCCUACGUCUAAGAUACAUGCGCAAAUAAUCCCAGCCUUGACUCCAUUUGUCGUCCAAUCAGCGACUUGAGCGCUCAGUCUUACCCCUUACUUCGCUAGUUUACCUCUUUUUCUACCUCAUCGACCCUUCAGCGCAUUUAGACAUGUAGUGUUACGACGCCGGAACCUAUGAGGACAAAGGAGCUAUCAAGUACUUGGGACGGAAGUCGGAGAUCAAGGCCAGAGGGCUUGACGACACCCAAGGACGGGUCACGUGAUCCAACGUCACGGGGACAGAGUGAUCAAGGUGAUCAAGCCUUGGCAGAAGUUGAUAAGGCCAAGACCUUGAGCAGCUUGAUCAUGAUCAAGGUGAUCAAGCCUUGGCGAAAUCGUGAAAAGCCAAGAUCUUGAGCAGCUUGAUCAAAGGACUAGGAAGGACGGAUAUAUAAGAUUGCCAGAUUUCAUAUGUAGGAGUUCUUCGUAGUCAAUAACAAAUUGUAUCUGAUCUUUUGGAAUCACCUUACCAGUACAACAGUAGCUUAUCCCCCCUGGAUAAGUCAGAGUUAUUACCCUGUCUUGAUACUCGCUUUACCCUAUA
Messenger RNA from Aaosphaeria arxii CBS 175.79, 869 nucleotides. RefSeq lists its product as uncharacterized. Bases 461 to 682 code for a protein of 73 amino acids. Lineage: Eukaryota; Fungi; Ascomycota; Dothideomycetes; Pleosporales. The record is from RefSeq and is a predicted model, not a curated record. The transcript has a single exon.